AUGACUCCCUUCCAUCGACUCAGUCGAUUCUUUCGACAGGCUCCAUCUCCGCCACGAACACCCAUAACUUCCAACUUUCCUAUACUGGACUCCGCCGUGAAAAUCGAGGAAGAACGGAUGCCCGCAUUUGAUCGAGGCCUUUUCUACCCUGUCAAACUUGGGGAUGUGUUUCGCUCUAGAUAUCAGGUUCUCAGCAAAUUGGGGUUUGGCGCAAAUUCAACAGUCUGGUUUUGCCGUGACCUCCAUCAACAUCGUUACAUUGCCCUGAAAAUUUACAUCCGCAGUUCUGAGGUGAAUCGGGAAGUCCAAGUGCUUAAGCAUCUCUCAAGCGUGAAAACAAAUCAUCCUGGCAGCUCACUUGUCCGUAAAAUGAUUGAGGAAUUUGAAAUCACAGGACCGAGUGGUAGUCAUCAAUGCAUUGUUUACGAGCCGCUUUUAACGAGUCUUUUGCAUUUUCAAGCUACCCUGAAACCGCAGAGCCUUCCAGAAGACUUACUAAAGGGAGCACUUCAGCAACUUUUACUUGCCCUUGACUACCUGCACUCGGAGGCCCAUGUCAUACAUACUGAUGACUCUAUUUUUCGCGAAUGGGAUACUAGUGAGGAAGCCGAGCCUAGCCCGCGGAAGGUUGAUAGCAGCCAUACUAUCUAUAAGUCUCGGCCGUUCCAUCGUAAGAAGGGAUGGAGUGGCUUUGGAAUGCCACUUCUUUCGGACUUUGGAGAAGCUCGUCUAGGGGAUGUGCACGACGGGUCGAUCCAACCAGACAUUUAUCGUGCGCCUGAGGUCAUCCUUGGGAUGAGUUGGACGUCAAAAGUUGACAUUUGGAAUGUUGGAGCCUUGAUUUGGGACCUAUUUGAAGAUCACCAUUUGUUCGAUGGUAGAGGACCCAACGGGGACCAUUCGGACGCACAUCUUCUCGCCGAAAUGAUAGCAAUGCUGGGCCCUGCCCCCCUUAAUUUCCUUCGCAAGGCUCCUCAGAGUCGGAAGUACUGGGACUCCAAUGGGCGAUGGAAGGGCGCAAUAGAAGUACCACAGUGCUCAUUGGAGGACUCGGAAGAGUACCUUGAAGGUGAAAAUAAGAAGAUGUUCAUGCAGUUUGUGAGAAAGAUGUUGCGAUGGGAUCCAGAGGAGAGGCAGAGCGCCCCUGAACUUCUAACAGACCCAUGGUUAAUAGCUCAGUAA
Molecule: messenger RNA, 1182 nt
Organism: Aspergillus fumigatus Af293
Lineage: Eukaryota; Fungi; Ascomycota; Eurotiomycetes; Eurotiales; Aspergillaceae
Product: putative protein kinase
Biological process (GO): protein phosphorylation; regulation of mRNA processing; spliceosomal complex assembly
Molecular function (GO): protein kinase activity; ATP binding
Source: RefSeq, a predicted model, not a curated record